Ostreococcus lucimarinus CCE9901 is the source of this 909-nucleotide messenger RNA. RefSeq lists its product with no specific name. Gene Ontology annotation, biological process: protein dephosphorylation. NCBI's taxonomy places the organism in Eukaryota, Viridiplantae, Chlorophyta, Mamiellophyceae, Mamiellales, Bathycoccaceae. Gene Ontology annotation, molecular function: cation binding; protein serine/threonine phosphatase activity. Gene Ontology annotation, cellular component: nucleus; cytosol. The annotation marks the transcript as partial. The transcript has a single exon. The record is from RefSeq and is a predicted model, not a curated record.
UCGUACGCGAUGCGAUACGCGGCGUGCUCGCAGCGAGGGUACUACCCAGAGGCGCUGAGCAAGGCGAACCAGGACGCGCACGUGAGCGAGGCGAGAUUUGGAGAUCGCGACGACGAGUGCGUCUUCGGCGUCUUCGACGGACACGGGGAGUUUGGAACGGAGUGCGCGAGGUUCGCGGCGAUGAGAGUGCCGAUGGAGAUGGCGAAGCGAGAGUUUGGGGACGCGAAAGGGUACGAGGAGGCGUUUCGAACGACGAACGAGGCGCUGCGAAGGAGCGAGGUGGACGAUUCGUUGAGCGGGACGACGGGGAUCAUCGCGCACGUGAAGGGGAGGGAUUUGUACGUGAUAAACGUGGGGGACUCGCGGGCGACGAUGGGGAUAGAGAAGGCGGACGAUAAGGGAGAGGUUGUGGUGGAGACGGUGGAUUUGAGUUCGGAUCAGACGCCGUUUCGCGCGGAUGAGUGCGAGCGGGUGAAGAAGGCGGGCGCGCGCGUGAUGACGCUCGAUCAGCUCGAGGGGUUCAAAGAUCCCACCGUGCAGUGUUGGGGGACGGAGCAAGACGACGAUGGCGAUCCCCCGCGACUGUGGGCGAAGAAUGGGAUGUAUCCUGGCACGGCGUUUACUCGUUCCAUAGGCGACGCCGUCGCCGAGCGCAUCGGCGUCGUCGCGACGCCGGAAAUCGAGCGCGUGCGCUUGAACAAAGACACGAAGGCGAUCGUGAUCGCUUCAGAUGGAGUUUUCGAAUUCAUUCCGUCCACAAGCGUGAUCAAAGCCGCGAUGGCGACGAGCGAUCCACAGCAGAGCGCAAUCGCGCUCGUGGUGGAAUCGUACAAGCUCUGGCUUCAAUACGAGACGCGCACGGACGACAUCACCGUCAUCGUCAUCUUGAUUGAAGACUUCCCGGACGAA